This is a messenger RNA of Xenopus laevis (African clawed frog), 1509 nucleotides long. RefSeq names its product 17-beta-hydroxysteroid dehydrogenase type 6. Bases 134 to 1078 code for a protein of 314 amino acids. The record is from RefSeq and is a predicted model, not a curated record. Lineage: Eukaryota; Metazoa; Chordata; Amphibia; Anura; Pipidae. The transcript is spliced from 5 exons.
AAUAAGGCGGGCUCAGGAAUGCUGCUGGGAUUGCCAAGAAGUAGCUGUAGCAUUUCUUUCUCUAGUUUAUUGUUUAGUUUGCAGCCCAGGGAGGAUCAUUUAGUCCAGCCAUUCUGUUUUCCAGCUCCUCAACAUGUGGCUCCUUCUGCUGUUGCUUUUGGCCCUUUCCUUUCUGUACAGGUGGAACAGACAGAGACAAAUGCUAAGGAUUCUCACAGAUAAAUAUGUGCUAAUCACCGGCUGUGACUCUGGAUUUGGAAACCAUUUGGCAAAGAGUCUGGACAAACGGGGGAUGCAGGUACUUGCUGCCUGUCUGACUGAGAUAGGAGCUGAGGCCCUGAAGAAGGAAGCAUCAAGUAGACUGCAGACAGUGAUACUAGAUGUUACUGACAGCCAAAGUGUAAAAUCCACUGCUCAAUGGGUCACUGGUAUAGUAGGAGAUACAGGUCUCUGGGGAUUGGUAAAUAAUGCUGGCACUUCGAUUCCAUCAGCUCCAAAUGAAUGGCUAACAAAGGAGGAUUUUUCUAAAGUUCUAAAUGUAAAUCUGCUGGGUACCAUUGAUGUGACGCUGGGUGUGCUGCCUCUUAUUAGAAAAUCAAAGGGGAGAAUCAUCAACAUGUCUAGUGUCAUGGGUAGAUUAGCUUUCAUUGGAGGCGGAUACAGCAUCUCCAGACAUGGGGUAGAAGCAUUUUCUGAUUCCUUAAGACGUGAUCUUCAACCCUUUGGCGUCAGGGUUUCCAUCAUUGAACCUACAACUUACAGAACACCAGCUACAGACCUAAAAGCCACCCUCGAGAGCAUCCAUGCUAUUUGGAACAAAUGCCCUAAGCACAUACAAAACAGUUAUGGGCAACAGUAUUUCUUGGACUACUGCAAAGUAAUCAGGCAAAAAUUAUCUAAGUGCAGCCCUCAUGUGUCUCAGGUCACAGACUGUAUGGAACAUGCACUGACUGCAGUAAAUCCAUGGACACGCUAUUCUGCAGGAUGGAAAACUAAGCUCUUCUACCUCCCAUUGUCCUACUUCCCUACUGUUGUAUCUGACUACCUGCUGAGUCACUCUUUUUCCAGGCCAACCUGACUCUUUACAAAUGAAUCACUGACAAAACGAUUUACAUGGCCUAUUUCAAAAUGUGCUUAGGUCUCCUCCAAAGGCAUCCAGUAGACUCAUUCAGGAUUUAUCACCCUUGUUGGUUCUUAGGUGGGUACUAGGCAGUCAGUCACUUUCACAUUUAGCCAGAACAGGAGAUCUCAGAAGCAGAAAAUUGACCUAUCCUGAUGUAAUGGUGAGAUUAAUUAAUUAUCAUUGCAAUUAACAAAACCCAGCAAGUGGUAGGUGAUUUUGAAUAAAUUUGCUUCACAAAUAAUCUUUAGCAUUUUUUGCUCAUUGUAGCUGAAACAUAGAGGCUCACUUAAAAAAGUGUGAUUUGUGCCAGUUUUUUGCACUUGAUUGCACCACAUUACUUUCUCACAGUGCAACACUUUUCCACUGGGCACUUGUAACUGUGAAAA